Messenger RNA from Harpia harpyja (harpy eagle), 1918 nucleotides. RefSeq names its product interleukin 12 receptor subunit beta 1 (gene IL12RB1). The transcript has 7 exons. Bases 1 to 1443 code for a protein of 480 amino acids. Lineage: Eukaryota; Metazoa; Chordata; Aves; Accipitriformes; Accipitridae. Gene Ontology annotation, molecular function: protein binding. The record is from RefSeq and is a predicted model, not a curated record.
AUGCCGGCGUGCCGCUGCGCCGAGUCGGCCGAGGAGGACACCGUGGUGCUGGGGACGGAGGUGACAGCGCACAACCUCACCCUCUCCGGGGCCGAGUACGAAAUCCUACUGACGGUGGCCAACGCCGCCGGGCCGGGGCCGGAGCGGCAGCUCCGUGUGCCGGCAGAGUGGCGUGCAGAUCUCGGCUUCGAGGACAUCAGCGUGGCUGGCAGCACCGUGUCGGUGCGGUGGGAAGCACGAAGCCCCGGCUUUGUCUACUGCUUCGAGCAGCAGCCGCUGCCAGGAACCCUGAAACAGGGUGUUUGCAUCCGACGGGAUUUCCCUGCCAAGAGCAUCCACACGGAGAGAGGAGCACUGGAAGCACCGGCGUGUUACCGCCUCGCCGUGCACGGCUGGGCCCCGGCACGGGGCUGGUCCACCUUCGCCCUGCAGCACCACUACGCCGGCAACACCUCGUUGGCCGUGCCCGUCCGCAUCAACGCCAGCGCCGGGGAUGCCGCCGUCGUCCUCCGGUGGAGCCCGUCCCCCCGUGCCGCCUGUCCCGGGGCACUGGCCAAGUAUCUCAUCUGCCACGCGGCCGAGGGGGACAACGUGACCUGUGAGUGGGACCCCCCCCCAUCCCCGUGGGGCAGGAGGAGGGCGCUGCCUGUAACCUGCAGGCAGCUGCCGGACUAUUGCCUCCUCGUUGUCGUUUGCCCAGACGGCGAAGCGGACACCACGGCAUCGCACUACACCCUCCAAAACCUACGGCCCGGCACAGCCUACAGGGUGGGCGUUUGGGAGGUGAUGGCGGAGAGCGGGGGGACCUGCGGUGCUUGGUGGCACUUCCAGACCAAGGCACUGGGUCCCCAAGGAGCAGCGUGGAAAUCCAACCUGAAGUACCUGGGCAUCUCGCUCACUCUCCCCGCCGUGGCCACCAUCUACCAGCUGAGCAAAAAGAGGGCUCGCCGCCUCCUCUUCCCACCCCUGCCCAAACCCGUGGGCAGCAAAGCCAUCCAGUUCUCCGCCAGCGAAAUGAGCCAGGGCCAGCCCCGGCCAGCCUUCCUGGAGCCCUCGGAGAGAUUCAGCCCGGCUGAGCUGCUGAUACCGGAGCCAAAUCCCGGCAAGGAGACGCCCGACGCCGGCACACGGCCCGGCACGCCGCAGCCCGGCCCCGCGGCCGACAAACUGGCAGCGGUGUGCCCGUUGGGCUGCGAGAAGGAGCUGCCAUUUACCUACCGCAGGCAGGAGGUGCUGAGCCCGGAGGGAUUUCUACCGCCUGGCAGCACCAGCUGCACCGGCCACCCACUGGGCGAGGAGGAGGAAGAGGAGGAGGAGGAAGAGGAUGGAAGGCAGGGGCUGCGCCAAGCGCCGGUCCCCAUCGCCCUGCUCAUCUCCGACAAACCCAUCAUCAUCAGGGACGAGGAAGGAUGGGACCCAUCGCUGGAGAAGUCGGUGCUGUAGCCAACACCAGGCUGGGGCAGCGGGGAUGGAUGGCGGGGGGGGGGUGUCCCACGGGAUGCUGAGCACCCAUGUGGGAUGCUGAGCACCCACCCCAUGGGUUCAUGGUCGCACCGGCACUUUCAGAGGGUUUUCUGGUUUCCAGGACACAGAAGGCGAUGCCUCCGGAUACAGCGUUGCAUAGGGCCAGGAUCUGGCCACGCACUUCCCAGCCUCAACCUUUCAUUGACGAUAAAUAACGAGGGAAGGCGGUUGCAGAAUCCCGACGGGGCUGAGGGUUAUUUCCUUGGCCGGAUCGGGAGGAGAGGCAGAGCUUCAUCCCGGCCGGCUGCCUCCUGCUCUCCUGCCGCAGCUGGGGCCAGCAUCGCCCCGGCAGGAUGGGGGCACAAACAGCCUCAGCACCAAACACCAAAAAAUACUUGCAAAAAAUAAAAAAUGGGGGAAAAAAAUUAAAAGGGGCAAAAAUUAAAAAAAUGUG